CUUCACCUAACGAUUGUCGAUACGCCUGGCUUUGGGUGCGCUGUCGACAACACUAACUGUUGGCAACCGAUCACUGAUUUCAUUGAGAACCGAUACGAAGAGUAUCUGAACGCCGAGACUCGUGUCCAUCGGACGCACAUUCAGGAUAAUCGGGUCCAUUGCUGCCUAUAUUUCAUACAACCUUCUGGUCAUUCACUAAAGCCUCUGGACAUUGAGUUUAUGCUUCAUUUACACGAUAAGGUGAACAUCAUUCCAGUGAUCGCCAAAGCAGACACUCUCACACCAGAGGAAUGUCUUCAGUUCAAGAAGAAUGUAAUGAACGAAAUCAGUAAACAUAAGAUCAAAGUCUAUGAGUUUCCCGAAUGCGAUGAAGAAGAAGAGGGAAAGACUCAAAAACAACUGAAGAAUCGGAUCCCAUUCGCUGUCGUCGGCAGUAAUUACAUAAUCGAAGCGAGUGGAGAGCGCAAGAGAGGCCGGAAAUAUCCCUGGGGUUGUGUCGACAUCGAGAAUAUGGAUCACUGCGACUUCGUUGCCCUCAGGAAUCUACUGAUCCGCACAUUUAUGUUGGAUUUGUUGGACACAACGAAUAACGUGCACUACGAAAACUUUCGGUGCCGUAAACUGACGGGAAUCGGACCCGAGAACAAGAAGGCCAUCAACAAGGACUCCAACAAUUAUUGCUCUCAAAGGAUAUCGAAGAACACCUCUCAGAUGGUGUUCUGGAAUCCUUUGGCACAAAUGGAAGAGGAAAAGAAAGAACAUCAGUCGAAGAUGAAGAAGAUGGAGGCAGAGAUGGAACAGGUCUUCGAAAUGAAAGUCAAUGAAAAGGUCAACAAAUUAAAGGACUCGGAGGGAGACUUGACUCGUCGUAACGACGAUAUGAUUAAGAAAUUAGAGCAACAAAGACAGGAAUUGGACGAAAGGAGGAAAGCUUAUCAAAAAGAUUUGGAAGCGUUUGAACUCAUCUCCAAAGACAUGGAAGAGAUCAGAAGAGUUAACACAAUGGACAGCACAAUGAGAGAAUUACAAUUAGACGGAAAGAAUAAAGAGAAGAAGAAGAAGGGAUUGUUUUGAGAACAAAAUACCUGUCAUUUACUUGUAUUUUAAAUGCAUGUCAUUUCAUGCCAUUUGUUGCACAAGUAUUCACAUAACUAUAACAUAAGACCUCUUUUCUAUGACUUUCAAAGUUUGCUUUUUUAUCGAUUCUUUCGAUACUUUUCUCCAAAUUAAUACAAAUUCGAUAGAAUUGCCGAUUAAUACAUGACUUUUAAUAUCAAUAAUAAUUUUAUUGUAAUUCUUUGAAUGAAUCCAAAGGUUAGCCAAAGUUUUCAUUAAAUUUCAUAACUGGAGAACAAAUAAUAUUUCAAAAUCUAUCAAAUAUUCAACACUUUUUGUGAUUUGUAGCCAUUUGUUUCAUUCGGUACUAAUUCAUACAUUUUAAACCUGUGUUCACUUUUUAUGCAAAC
This is a messenger RNA of Medioppia subpectinata, 1466 nucleotides long. The record is from the annotation of a GenBank genome assembly. NCBI's taxonomy places the organism in Eukaryota, Metazoa, Arthropoda, Arachnida, Sarcoptiformes, Oppiidae.